Molecule: messenger RNA, 2826 nt
Organism: Trifolium pratense (red clover)
Lineage: Eukaryota; Viridiplantae; Streptophyta; Magnoliopsida; Fabales; Fabaceae
Product: G-type lectin S-receptor-like serine/threonine-protein kinase At4g27290
Exons: 7
Coding region: 265-2745 (826 amino acids)
Biological process (GO): recognition of pollen; protein phosphorylation
Molecular function (GO): protein serine/threonine kinase activity; ATP binding
Source: RefSeq, a predicted model, not a curated record
GAGUUUGCUUGGUCGCAAGAAGUUAAUGUUGCUGUUGUAUUAUUUUGACAUUUUUUUUUUUUUUGAAAAGUAUAUUAUUUUGACAAAUUAGAAACUUUAUUUGACUCCUAAUCUAAACACAUUUCCUUUAAUCAUCAAAUGAAACCACACAAUAAUCUGUCAGAAAAAUUCAAUUACAACACCAACUCUAGAAGAUUUUACAUCUAUUUUAUACUUAAAAAAACAACCAAAAUUUUUAGACCAAAUCCACCAAUUGAGAAAUGAAUGGAAAGCUUCAAGGUGCUAUUAGUUUAUACCUUUCUUCUCUUCAACUUGAUACCAACCUUCAACACCUUAGAAACCAUUGUUUUAGGACAAUCUCUAAAACAAAAUGAAACACUAAUCUCAAAAAAUGAAACUUUUGAAGCUGGUUUUUUCAACUUUCAACAAUCAAAUUUCCAAUAUUUUGGUAUAUGGUACAAAGAUAUUUCACCAAAAACACUUAUAUGGAUUGCCAAUAAAGAUUCUCCAUUACAAAACUCAUCAGGAUCUUUGAAUCUUACUGAUAAAGGAACUCUUGUUGUUCUUGAUUCAAAAGGGGUUAUGAUAUGGUCCACUAAUUCAUCAAAAACAGCUACAAAAGUUACAAAACCAAUUGUGGAAUUAUUGGAAAGUGGAAACCUUAUUGUGAAAGAUGAGACCAACCCAGAUGAUGUUUUAUGGCAAAGUUUUGAUCUUCCUAGUGAUACUUUGAUUCCAGGUAUGCGACUUCGAACCGAUUUAGUAACUGGUGAUUAUAAAGGGUUGGUUUCUUGGACAGAUACAGAAGAUCCUGCUACUGGUUUAUAUUCAUAUCAUAUAGAUUCUACUGGUUUUCCUCAAGUAGUGAUUACUAAAGGAAAUAAAUUAUUGUUUAGAGUUGGUUCUUGGAAUGGAAAUAUUUUAUCUGGAAUUGCUUCUACAACACUUUACAAAGCUUAUAAUUUUUCAUUUGUGAUUACUGAUAAAGAAGUUUCUUAUGGAUAUGAUCUUUUGGACAAGUCAGUUGUUUCGAGGUAUAUACUAACUUCAGCCGGGCAAAUAUCGCGUUACACUUUUUCGGAUCAGUUAAAUAGUUGGCAAAUUUUCUUUGUUGGCCCUUCAGAUCAGUGUGAUAAUUAUGCUCUAUGUGGUGGAAAUGCUAAUUGUGAUGCUGCUAACUCGCCAAAAGUAUGUGAUUGUCUUGAAGGUUUCAUUCCAAAGUCUCAAGAAAAUUGGGAUUCGCAGAAAUGGUCGGAUGGUUGUGUUAGGAAAGUGAAAUUAGAUUGUGAUAACAACAGUGAUGGUUUUUUGAAGCAUGUGGGAAUGAAGUUGCCAGAUACAUCAAAAUCGUGGUUUAAUAAGAGCAUGAACCUUGAUGAAUGUGAGAGAUUCUGUCUGGGAAAUUGUUCUUGUACAGCUUAUGCAAGUUUGGAUAUCAGAAAUGGCGGUAGCGGUUGCUUGAUUUGGUUUAAUAACAUUUUGGAUGUCCGAAAAUUACCCUCCGGAGGACAAGACCUUUACAUAAGAGUUGCAGCUUCAGAACUAGACCAUAACACAGGCUCGAAGAAGAAGAAGCUCGCUGGAAUUCUAGUCGGAUGUAUUGUGUUUAUUGUGAUCCUGAUAGUAUUAGGAUUCUUAUUGCAUCGUCGGAGAAAGAAACUAGAAAAACCAGGGGUGAUUCCAAUAUUUAGCUCCAAGAAUCAAACUGAAAGCAAAGAAAAUGAUGAUAUUGACAUACCAAUAUUUGAUCUACCAACCAUAGCUAAUGCAACCAAUAACUUUUCCAUUGAUAACAAAUUGGGGCAAGGAGGAUUUGGACCAGUUUACAAGGGUAAAUUGGAAAAUGGACAAGACAUAGCUGUGAAGAGGCUUUGCAAUACUUCAGGACAAGGACCAAAAGAGUUCAUAAAUGAAGUUAAGUUAAUUGCAAAUCUUCAGCACAGAAAUCUUGUGAAACUACUUGGCUGUUGCAUUCAAAAUGAUGAGAAACUCUUGAUAUAUGAAUUCAUGAUCAACAGAAGCUUGGACUACUUCAUUUUUGAUGAAACUAGAAAAAGUUUACUGCAUUGGACUCAACGAUUCCAAAUAAUAUGUGGAAUUGCUCGAGGACUUCUUUAUCUUCACGAAGAUUCAAGAUUAAGGAUUAUCCACAGAGAUCUCAAGACCAGCAAUAUUCUUCUAGACGAAAAUAUGAUUCCUAAAAUAUCAGACUUUGGUCUCGCUAGAACAUUAUGGGGAGAUGAAGGUGAAGGCGAAACACGAAGAGUAGUAGGAACUUAUGGUUACAUAUCUCCAGAGUUCGCAAUCCGUGGAUUUUUCUCAGUGAAAUCUGAUGUCUUUAGUUUCGGCGUUAUUAUAUUAGAGACAAUUAGUGGAAAAAAGAAUCGAGAAUAUGUUGACUAUGACGAUCUUGACCUUCUUGGAUUUGCAUGGCGGAUGUGGUCAGAACAAACACCAUUGAAGCUAAUUGACGAAACUCUACGCGAUUCAUUUGUUGAAGCCGAACCUGAAAUAUCGAGAUGUAUUCAGAUAGGACUUUUAUGUGUUCAAGAGAGAGCUGAUGAUAGGCCAGAUAUGUCAGCUGCAGUUCUAAUGUUGAAUGGUGAAAAAUCAUUGCCUAAUCCAAAGGAACCGGCCUUUUAUCCACACCAAUUAGGAUCUUCAUCAGGAACUAGUAAGCUGCAUUCAAAUAAUGAAGUGUAUUCAAAUAAUGAAGUUUCCAUGACAUUGUUACAAGCAAGAUAGUGUAUAUGAAAAAUGAAUAAUCUUAUGUAUAGGAAUUAAUAUAUUUUUGUAUUUAGAGAGGGGAUACCAAUUUUUAGUAUA